Molecule: messenger RNA, 2787 nt
Organism: Alternaria triticimaculans
Lineage: Eukaryota; Fungi; Ascomycota; Dothideomycetes; Pleosporales; Pleosporaceae
Exons: 3
Coding region: 1-2787 (928 amino acids)
Biological process (GO): protein phosphorylation
Molecular function (GO): protein kinase activity; ATP binding
Source: RefSeq, a predicted model, not a curated record
AUGGCAGACUGCAACGAGAAUGCGGCAUGUCAAGAACAUUCAAGACCCAAGGACUGCGCAGACGACACAGAUAGUGAUGACGAACCAAGCUUCCAAGAAAAGCUCAAAAAUUUGCUGUCAUCUCACGCAAUCAAAAGCGCGUUCGAGAAAACACCUAUCAAGUUCGUCCCCGAAGGCAUCAUUCACGAGCUGAUUACGGAAGACCAAAUCAAGGCCGCCUUGGAUAUACAAGCAGCAACAGUUGAAGAAGACGAACUGGUGGGAUUCACACCGAUCGCUGAAUCGAAGCAGCCGUUCCUGGAUCAUAGUUCGUUCGCAGUCAAGGAGAUUCAGCCUUCCGAUAACGCGCAGGAAGUUGCAGAACAUUGGGAAAGAGAGGUCAAAGCCCUCCGAACCAUGAAUGAGUUGAACCAAGAUCACAUCGUUCGUUUCGUUACAGCUUUUCGACGCCGUAGAGAGCACGGCGAUCCAGAUCACUACCUGAUAUUUGAAUGGGCUGAUGGCGGAAACCUCCGCAGUAUGUGGAAGAGGGAGCAUUCCCCAAUAUUGACGGCAGCAUUAGUCAAAGAUGCUAUGUUGCAGAUACUGGGACUUGCCAGAGCACUCGCGGCUGCGCACGACCUCGACAAGACCGGCGCAUCAUACCGCCAUGGAGACAUCAAGCCGGAAAACAUUUUGUGUUUUAGUAACGGUCGCACGAUUGGUACUCUCAAAAUUGGCGACUGGGGUGAAGCGAAAGAGCACGGACAGGUGACAGACAUGCGUCCCAGCAAAACCACAGCAAAAUAUGGCACUCGUGUCUAUGAGGCCCCUGAGGUCGAAACGGGCGUCAGAGCUAAGUACCUGGGUCAGUCAACAAAGCGCCGCUCUCGACUAUACGAUGUCUGGGCGAUGGGAUGCAUCACUCUCGAAUUCACCAUAUGGCUGUUGAAAGGGUAUGAGGGACUUACUCAAUUUCGUCAUGAUCUUGGGGAAGGGAGCUUUUACGAAAUAACAAUCGAGAACGGAAAGAAAGUAGCUCAUGUGCAUGGAACUGUCAUGCUUUGGAUGAAUACAUUGGCGGGAGACCCCAGAUGUCAGGCCGGAAGUACAGCAAUAGGGGAUCUUCUGGAACUUGUGAGAACAUCACUACUGGUUGUUAAGCUUCCACGAAGGCUCGGUUCGAAUCUUUCAGAACUCCCAGAACGACCUCGUACCGACUCGGUCGUCUCGGAGGCAAGGCUUGAAGCAAGUGUUACUCCCGCGAACAACACACCCUUUGACCUUGAGGAUAUCCCAGAUGUAGCAACAGCUGUAGGAAUCCCUUCUUUCAGCAUCACUCCUGCUGAAGCGGAGCCUGAAAGAAUCCCCAUACAGCCUGAACCCGAAGCGCAAGGUCACUCACGAUGCCUCGCAGCCGAAUUCUGCUCGCGAAUGGAAUACAUUGUCGCAGAAGAUCCGGAUGAAGAUGAAGGCUAUUGGCUUACAUGUUGGGUACAGCCUGCAGAACUCCGCUCGACGGCAGAUCAUAUACUACCACCCUCUCCCACCACAGAAGUCUACUCUGGUGAGGUCUUCCAAAAACCAAGCUGGGAAACCAAUCGACCUACCGUUGGCGGGUUGAUUGCACCCUCCCAGAAGAGGAUAGACUACGCGCCUCCAGAACUCGAUGAAGAUGACUGGAAGUACCAAUCUGGCAAUGAUCUUGCAUCAAGUUUGUUCGUCUCACUCAGGGAAAGCAAAUCCCUGGGGUCGUCCGACAAUAUCUCUCAAUCUCGACUCUGCUCAGAUUGCAUCUGCCUCCAAGAGGAGUUGUUCACACCAGGAUUUUCUAAGUCGUACGACGUGCACACCCUUCGAAUGAGCGCCGAGAGAAAGCACUGUGACUUGUGCGUCCUGCUCUGGCAGACUGCUAUCCGAGACGGUGGCGUGAAGUUUGCGAGCAUCAAGCUUGAGCGGACUGGUUCGUUUCUCCGGAUGAAAAGCAAUGGCCUUCCUGUACUGUCCAUCGUCCAUUAUCCGGAGGAGCUCUCUAGGGUUACCAGCGAUGGCCAGGUUGGAUUUGUUCAGCUCCCAGAAGCAGGUAGCACCACUCACCUUGAGGUGCUCCAGCACUGGCUCCACGAUUGCAACGGCCAUCACGGAUGUUCCCCAGCUCAGCAUACAGCAAAUAGCACAAAGAUCCGGCUACCGACGCGGUUAAUCGAUGUUGGCACAGAUGAGGAUGACACAAUUCGACUGUGGGAGACCGAACCAUCGGAUGUGGGCGAGUGGAUUGCUCUAUCGCAUAAAUGGGGAUCUCGACAUCUUUCUACCACACCCGAAACCCUUCAAGACCACCUAAACGGUAUCAAAAUCGGCGUCCUCCCAGCCACAUUUAAGGAUGCGGUAAUCGUAACCCGCGCACUUGGACGUCGUUAUCUUUGGAUAGACUCACUUUGCGUGAUACAGGGUCCACAAGGCGACUUCAUGACCGAGGCCAAGCGUAUGGAAGCAGUUUAUAGCGGCGCCUACUGUGUUAUCGCGGCUAGUUGCGCUACUGACCACUAUGACGGCUUCUUGAAGCCUCGCACUCGACGAGAGUAUGUUGGUCUGAGUGGUCAAGGCAAUGGUCAACACCCUUUCUACAUCUGCCAGAACAUCGAUAACUUCAAGGACCAUGUGCUUGGUGGUGAGUUGCACAGUCGUGGUUGGGUCUUACAGGAGCACGCUCUCGCCCGUCGAACGCUUUUCUUCACGGAGCAUCAAACUUACUUCGAGUGCGGUAACGGCGUGCGCUGCGAGACGUCAACAAAGUUGGAUAAGUAA